AUUCAUUGAAAUAUUAAUAUUUAACUUGUAAUUAUUAAGUGAACUUUAUUACAUUUUAUUAAACGUUACUCCAACGAUGAGUAUCGAUCACACUCACAGACGAUGGAGCAAUUUGCGAAAAGUACUGGAGAGAUCCGGUCCUUUUUGCAGACCGGAUUUCGAACCAUCUUCUGAAACUUUACAAUUUUUACUGGAAAACUGUAAAGUUCUUGUUAUCGGAGCCGGUGGCUUGGGAUGCGAGUUACUUAAAGAUUUAGCGUUGAUGGGGUUUAGACACAUUCAUAUAAUCGACAUGGACACGAUUGAAUUAUCUAAUCUUAACCGGCAAUUCUUAUUCCGGCAUAAAGAUAUCGGUUCGUCUAAAGCAGAUGUAGCUGCAAAGUUUGUAAAUAAUAGAAUACCAGGCUGCAAUGUUGUACCACACUGUUGCAAAAUACAAGAUAAAGAUGAAGAAUUUUAUAGACAAUUUCAUAUGGUACUUUGUGGUCUAGAUUCAGUAAUUGCAAGGAGAUGGAUCAAUGGUAUGCUAUUGUCCCUUUUAGUUUAUGAAAAUGGAGAAUUAGACAGAUCUAGUGUAAUACCAAUGAUUGAUGGAGGAACAGAAGGUUUUAAAGGAAAUGUAAGAGUAAUAUUACCUGGUUUGAUUGCUUGCAUCGAAUGUACCUUAGAUUUAUAUCCCCCUCAGAUCACGUAUCCUCUAUGUACAAUAGCAAAUACUCCGCGUUUACCGGAGCAUUGUAUAGAAUAUGUAAAAGUACUUCAAUGGACAAAAGAGAAUCCAUUUGAUUGCCCCAUAGAUGGUGAUGAUCCUCAACAUAUAAAUUGGAUUUAUGAAAAAUCCAAUGAAAGAGCAGCACAAUUUAAUAUACAAGGUUUAACAUAUAGACUGGUACAAGGUGUAGUAAAAAAUAUUAUACCUGCUGUGGCAUCUACAAAUGCUGUUAUUGCUGCAGCAUGUGCUACAGAAGCAUUUAAACUUGCUAGUAGUUGCAGUGCAUCGCUGAAUAAUUAUAUGGUACUCAAUGAUUUAGAUGGAAUUUAUACAUAUACUUAUGAGGCUGAAAGAAAAGAAGAUUGCGUGGCAUGUAGUCAAAUUCCAAAAGAAAUUGAGAUCGAUAAUCCUAAAUUCAAAUUAAAAGAUUUGAUAACGAUUCUUUGCGAAAGAUCCGAUUUACAAAUGAAAAAUCCAGGUCUCACAGCAUGUAUUGAUGGCAAAAAUAAAACACUGUAUAUGCAAACUGUACAAAGUAUUGAAGAAAAAACUCGUGAAAAUUUAACAAAAACUUUAGUUGAUCUUGGGCUCAAAAACGGCAGCGAGAUAAAUGUUGCUGAUAUUACUACUCCUAAUACGAUUAUAUUAAAAUUAAAAUUUGUGUGAUGUAAUUCAAAUUAUGUUCUAAUUAUAAAAUUCCUUCAUUUUG
This is a messenger RNA of Colletes gigas, 1421 nucleotides long. It is a transcript of the gene Uba3, whose product is annotated as NEDD8-activating enzyme E1 catalytic subunit. Lineage: Eukaryota; Metazoa; Arthropoda; Insecta; Hymenoptera; Colletidae. Gene Ontology annotation, cellular component: cytoplasm; nucleus. The transcript has 4 exons. The coding region runs from base 77 to 1378 and encodes 433 amino acids. The record is from RefSeq and is a predicted model, not a curated record. Gene Ontology annotation, biological process: protein neddylation. Gene Ontology annotation, molecular function: NEDD8 activating enzyme activity.